GCAGCCAAUGACCCGAGAAUGUACCCGGGCGUCCGACGCGUACCUCGCGUCGGAAGCGCUCUUGGAACGUAUCCCGUCUCCUCUGGGCAGAGCACGGGAGACAGUUUGCAUGGUCAAAGACGGCCUAGGACGCCGCCACAGCCCGUGCCGUCCGGCUCGCGGCUUCCAGCAUGGCAAGCUCACAUACUGCAACAUGUGAGGCCUACUUCGAUCGAGGCAGAAUGGGUCGCUCCUGCACCGCCUGUAGGUCCAGCGGCGACUAUCCAUACACCACCGAGCGCAGCACGCCACCAUGUAUAUGGAGGGGCAGCGUACGAAUCAUGGAACCCAUCGCUUCCAGACACAUAUGAAGAGCCAGCGUACGCGGCACCGAGCCAACAGCAGCCAAGCGCGUACGCAGCAUCGGGAUCGACCUCAGCCUUGGCGGGUGCUCUACAGGAGGUACCUUCAAGGACUCCUGCUAGUUCCCAGAGCAACGCAGGGCCAUUCGUGCCCCUACAGUACCCCGCGGCACCAUACACAUCCGGUAUCGCUCACCGGGAUCCGCGGACAAUGCGUCACCCAACAAGGACGUCGCAGAGUCAGCUUCAGCGGCAUCAUCCCUAUGCACAUCCAGCGCCUGCUCGCUCGGAGCGACUGGACAGGGCAUCGUUUGAUCCCUUCAUGAGUCUUCCACCGACGUACAUGCCAAAUCCUCCACCCUCUAUAACGCAGACGUGGCAGCAAGCUCAGCCAAAUGUGGAUAUGGGGUAUUCUGAGUAUCAUUCUGAAAGGAUACCAAACAUGCAAGGAGACUUGCCCUACGCAGACGCCACAUACCCAUCAUACUCGAUGAGUCCAUUCUCAUCCGCAACAUCAGGAACGUAUGGAGAGAACAGCAUCUCUGAAUACGCAGCGGUCCUGCCUGGACCGCUGCAUAUGAACGAUGUGAUCAAUCCAUACGUGCCAGUGCCAGACUUGAACCAUGCGCACAACAUACCUGGCUACGCAAUGGCACAAGGAUCACUCCCUGCCCCAGGCACCAUAGAUGCUACGGUCAUGCCAUGGGACGAGACAGCGCACGUACCCUCAUACGACGCCUUCUCGUCGUCACUGGACACGUACACUUUCGAGGACUUUGGUGCGUGCUGUUGACCCUUGAUCUGAGCUGCGCUGACCCGCCGCUGGCUUUGCCUAGAACCCGGAAGUUGAGAAGACACAACAGACAAUACCACCAAUGAACCAUCAGUCUCCACUACGAUACCAUAAUAAGGCGCAUACCUCGUGCAAAGUCCCUUCAUAGGCACAUAUACCCACGGCCUCUGAGGAACGAUGUAGCUUGAAGCUGUAGGAUGCCACGUAGACAUACUUACUAGUCUUAACGC
Molecule: messenger RNA, 1364 nt
Organism: Fomitopsis serialis
Lineage: Eukaryota; Fungi; Basidiomycota; Agaricomycetes; Polyporales; Fomitopsidaceae
Exons: 2
Coding region: 19-1134 (371 amino acids)
Source: RefSeq, a predicted model, not a curated record